UACAUUCCCAGCGUGGCGCUGCCGUCCCUUCUACCUGCAUGACAGCCACCUUGAAGUGCGCCACUCGGCACUCAGUACAUUCACAGCGUGGCGCUUCCGUCCCUUCUACCUGCAUGACAGCCGCCUUGAAGUGCGCCACUCGGCACUCAGUACAUUCCCAGCGUGGCGCUGCCGUCCCUUCUACCUGCAUGACAGCCGCCUUGAAGUGCGCCACUCGGCACUCAGUACAUUCCCAGCGUGGCGCUGCCGUCCCUUCUACCUGCAUGACAGCCGCCUUGAAGUGCGCCACUCGGCACUCAGUACAUUCCCAGCGUGGCGCUGCCGUCCCUUCUACCUGCAUGACAGCCGCCUUGAAGUGCGCCACUCGGCACUCAGUACAUUCCCAGCGUGGCGCUGCCGUCCCUUCUACCUGCAUGACAGCCGCCUUGAAGUGCGCCACUCGGCACUCAGUACAUUCCCAGCGUGGCGCUGCCGUCCCUUCUACCUGCAUGACAGCCACACCUUGAAUACAUUCCCAGCGUGGCGCUGCCGUCCCUUCUACCUGCAUGACAGCCACCUUGAAGUGCGCCACUCGGCACUCAGUACAUUCACAGCGUGGCGCUUCCGUCCCUUCUACCUGCAUGACAGCCGCCUUGAAGUGCGCCACUCGGCACUCAGUACAUUCACAGCGUGGCGCUUCCGUCCCUUCUACCUGCAUGACAGCCGCCUUGAAGCUGCACCCUUCUCAUCCAGUUUCUGUUUCUGUCACCUCCACAUAGCCAGGGCGGCACUGCUCACAGGACGGCUGCCCAUCCGCAAUGGCUUCUACACCACCAACGCCCAUGCCAGAAACGCCUACACGCCGCAGGAAAUUGUGGGCGGUAUCCCAGACUCGGAGCAGCUCCUGCCGGAGCUUCUGAAGAAGGCCGGCUACGUCAGCAAGAUCGUCGGCAAGUGGCAUCUGGGUCACAGGCCCCAGUUCCACCCCCUGAAGCACGGAUUUGAUGAGUGGUUUGGAUCCCCCAACUGCCACUUUGGACCUUAUGACAACAAGGCCAGGCCCAACAUCCCUGUGUACAGGGACUGGGAGAUGGUUGGCAGAUACUAUGAAGAAUUUCCGAUUAAUCUGAAGACGGGGGAAGCCAACCUCACCCAAAUCUACCUGCAGGAAGCCCUGGACUUCAUUAAGAGGCAGGCACGGCGCCACCCCUUCUUCCUCUACUGGGCUGUCGACGCCACGCACGCACCCGUCUAUGCCUCCAAACCCUUCCUGGGCACCAGUCAGCGAGGGCGGUAUGGAGAUGCCGCCCGGGAGAUUGAUGACAGCAUUGGAAAGAUGCUGGAGGUUCUCCACGACCUGCACAUCGCGGACAACACCUUCGUCUUCUUCACAUCGGACAACGGCGCUGCCCUCAUUUCCGCCCCCGAACAAGGUGGGUGCUCGCCGUCGGUCCUCGCGGUUUCCCCGCAGCCAGCAUGUCGGUGAGGAGCAGCUGGACUG
Molecule: messenger RNA, 1480 nt
Organism: Rhinopithecus roxellana (golden snub-nosed monkey)
Lineage: Eukaryota; Metazoa; Chordata; Mammalia; Primates; Cercopithecidae
Exons: 8
Molecular function (GO): arylsulfatase activity
Source: RefSeq, a predicted model, not a curated record